AUGGGGCUGCUGCGACCGCAAGAGCUCCUCGUGGGCCGUCGCUUCGCCAUGUGGCUAUUGGGGCCGUGGGCUCUUGGUCCUGGCCACAAUGUCUCCGAUCUGUUGCUCAUGGACCAGCAGAUGGCUCGACAACUUGGCACCACGUUACGACCAGCAGGACGUCUUCUGUUGCCCCUGGCGGCUGCGCCCGGCCCUGACCAGCUCGCCAGCUUGCGUCUCUGGGUCGAUGGAGACAACGUUGAGGCUUCUUGGACUAAUGCACUGCAACGCCAGCAGCUCGGAGACUUCGUGGCUCUAACGGUCUUCAAGCAGCCGGACGUACCAGGUCGCGCGGUACGGGUUAGCAACGUUUCGGGCAACGUUGGCUCGCGCGUGUUGCUCUCGAAUCAGUACGUGAAGCUCUGGGAUUUCCACGUGCCAUCACGUACGAGUUGUGAGCUGCACGAACAUUUGCAUCCGUACAUGUUCUUAAACCGAACGGCCUGUGAGACCCAAGGACUCGGUGCAGAGCUUCAACCAUCAGGACCUGUGACGUCCUUUGCGGCGUGUGAAUUUCGGUGUGUUGAAGUGAACGACACCGAACGACACGUCCAUGCGUUCCUCAACCCGGGGGGAAACGAUGUGCAGCAGUAUAUCGUUGAGUUCGUAGUGUGA
Messenger RNA from Phytophthora infestans T30-4, 654 nucleotides. RefSeq lists its product as uncharacterized. The record is from RefSeq and is a predicted model, not a curated record. NCBI's taxonomy places the organism in Eukaryota, Oomycota, Peronosporomycetes, Peronosporales, Peronosporaceae. The transcript has a single exon. Bases 1 to 654 code for a protein of 217 amino acids.